AUGCUCGCUACAUUUCUGUCGUGCGUUGCGGUGUUGGGCAUCCUCUACCUCUACCAUGUGAACCGUGCGAUGUGCAUCGUGCCUGAAGAGGCUCGAAGGUUAUCUCCUCAUCGCUGGACCGUCGACGAGAUCAAAGCUGCGUACAAACAGGCUGUCCAUGCCCCAGUUGAUGUGGCCAAAAGUCUUCCUUCAAGGCAGAACCGACGCUACAUCGUUGUUGGAGGGUCAGGGCUUCUCGGUAACUGGAUAAUAUCACAUCUAAUUGCUCGCGGGGAGACUGCAGCUGCUAUUCGAACAUUGGACGUCAACCCACCUAGUCGCGCAUUGUUGGAUCUUGGUAUUACUUUUGUACGGACAAAUAUAACGGACCAGGCAGCAGUCCAGAGCGCGUUUUUGCAGCCAUGGCCAUCCAAACUGGCAGGCUUGCCGUUAACUGUCUUUCACAGUGCUGCUGUCAUCCGACCAACAGAACGACACAAGGCAUUUCUUUCACUUUCCCGCAAUGUGAACGUCGGCGGGACUAUCAAUGUACUUAAUGCAGCCAAACAGGCUGGCGCCACAUGCUUCAUCUCGACCUCGUCGGGUUCCGUUAGCAUUCGUCGUGCCAGGUUCUGGAUUGCUCCUUGGGAAAGGAUACCAAAGCAUUUCGUGCAAGUUGUCAGUGAUGCGACUGAACCGCCCAAGCAACAUGAUCAGUUUUUCGGCAACUAUCCCGUUACAAAGCUGGAGGCGGAGCGCUUCGUACGCGCAGCAGAUGACCUUGAAUCGGGCUUUCGCACCGGCUGCAUUCGGCCUGCAAAUGGGAUCUACGGUAUUGGCGACGAAGCAAGCACUUCUAUUAGUGGCAUGUACCUGAGAAUGGGUGGCGCCCCAACGUGGCUCUCCCCAACAAUCCAAAACUUCGUCAACGCCGAAAACGUCUCCAUUGCUCAUCUUCUCUACGAACAACGCCUGAUCGAACACACGGCAAACUCAUCCUCCAAUCCCAACAUCGGAGGUUCUGCCUACACAGUAACAGACCCAAACCCCGCCAUAACAUUUGGGGACAUGUACCUCCUCCUCGAGACCCUCGCCACAACCCCAAUCCGGUUUCCCAGCAUCCCACCACUGCCCAUGCUCAUGCUAUCCCACAUAUUCGAGUGGUACAUCCUCCUACGGCACUUUUAUCUCCCGUGGCUUCCCCGGCCGACGAAUGAGAUUAGCCAAUUGCAGCCGGCGCUUUUUGCCGUCUCGAAUCCGCAUGUUGUUAUUGAUGACUCGCGGGCGAGGCUGGCGCCAGAGCAGGGUGGAUUGGGGUAUGAGCCGCCGUUGACGAGUCUGGAGGGGUUGUGUAAGCAGCUUGAGCAUUGGAAUCGGCUUGCUGCUGAGAAGGGGGCAGCGGCCAUGGUGGGGAAGGGGUUGAGGACUUAUACUAGCUAG
Molecule: messenger RNA, 1419 nt
Organism: Aspergillus calidoustus
Lineage: Eukaryota; Fungi; Ascomycota; Eurotiomycetes; Eurotiales; Aspergillaceae
Source: the annotation of a GenBank genome assembly